Molecule: messenger RNA, 1689 nt
Organism: Oldenlandia corymbosa var. corymbosa
Lineage: Eukaryota; Viridiplantae; Streptophyta; Magnoliopsida; Gentianales; Rubiaceae
Source: the annotation of a GenBank genome assembly
AUGGAACAGCUCAUUAACUUCAUUAUACGACCACCCAGAGCUGAAUAUGAUCCAAAAGAUGAUUUACUAGAUCAGGAGUUUAUGCUUAAAGGGAAAUGGUACCAAAGAAAGGAUUUGGAGGUUGUAAAUUGUCGGGGGGAGGUUCUUAAAUGUAGUCAUUACGUGCCAAUUGGGUGGUCAGAAGGGAAAGCAUUACCUUGCGUCAUAUAUUGCCAUGGAAACAGUGGGUGUAGAGCAGAUGGAAGUGAAGCCGCAAUUAUAUUAUUGCCAUCAAACAUAACAGUUUUUACCCUUGACUUCUCUGGAUCGGGGCGUUCUGGAGGGGAGCAUGUAACUUUAGGUUGGAAUGAAAAAGAUGAUCUCAGAGCUGUGGUUGAUUAUUUGCGGUCGGAUGGAAAUGUCUCUUUGAUUGGUCUUUGGGGCCGCUCAAUGGGCGCUGUAACCAGCUUGAUGUAUGGAGCUGAGGAUCCUUCAAUUGCAGGAAUGGUUCUUGACAGUCCUUUCUCUGAUCUGGUUGAUCUGAUGAUGGAGCUUGUGGAUACCUACAAGAUUCGGCUACCCAAGUUUACGGUUAAAUUUGCAAUACAGUACAUGCGUCGAGCAAUUCAGAAGAAGGCGAAGUUUGACAUUACAGACCUAAACACAAUAAGGGUUGCCAAAACUUGUUUUGUUCCAGUCUUAUUCGGACACGCAGUCGACGAUGAUUUCAUCCAACCUCAUCAUUCUGAUCGCAUAUUUGAAGCUUACGUGGGGGACAAGAAUAUAAUCAAGUUUGAGGGAGAUCACAACUCUCCUCGCCCACAGUUUUAUUUUGAUUCAAUCAGUAUCUUUUUCAACAAUGUUUUGCAACCUCCCAUGGAUGAAGCUGGAGGUGCAUUCUUUGACAUGCCGCGUGAUUAUAUUGGCAGGGGUACAUGGAAUAAUAUUCAUGAAGUGAGAAGCUCAGAUCAGUUGUUGACUUCCCCAGCAGCAAGCACUGAAGAUGCCAUUAGGCAGUUGCGGACCAAAAGACCUGUAAGCAGAAUUGAGGUCCCCUCGGAUAUGUCAUCAAAGAAUGAACAAUCUGAAACUCAGGAAGGAGUCUCUGGGAGUGACCCUGAUGCUUCUUCAUCUUCAAGGAUGAUAAGCUUUGAACUUGCCAACGGUGAUCCUUAUGGACCUCAUGUGCCGGCAUCAAUAGAUGAUGACGAGUAUGUGGAAUACUCGCUUGAUAGUUUGGCAGAUUUCCCGAACAACAUUGAGGAAGAAGAAAGAAUGCUCAUGGAAGCGAUACUUGCGUCACUGAAGGAUGUGGAUGUCCAAAAGCCUUGUAUAGAGGAGCCAUCCUUGAAAGCCAAUGAACUGCUGCAACCUACGAAAGAGGAUUAUCAGGGGGAUUCUCGAUCUGCAUCAGCACCCUCUAAUGCCGCCAGGAUAUCAGCCAAUGGUCCUGAUUUGGUACUUGAAGUUCCACCUCUUAGUUCCAGCAAACGGUCAGAUGAACCUCCUCCUACCACUGUUAUAAGUCCUCAAGCAAGAACAGAAGAUGGGACACCCCCUUCAAAUGACACUUCGAAGAGUAACCAAAGUUCACCAGAGAGUGAAGUUAUUGAUACAAAAGCCACUGUAACAGUUGUAAAGAACCCUUCAAGUAACAUCGUUGAUGGUUUAUUACGGCGUUGGGAUCUCAACUUCUUUGGAAAAAGAUGA